Molecule: messenger RNA, 1826 nt
Organism: Uranotaenia lowii
Lineage: Eukaryota; Metazoa; Arthropoda; Insecta; Diptera; Culicidae
Product: cytochrome P450 4g15-like
Exons: 4
Coding region: 223-1752 (509 amino acids)
Molecular function (GO): iron ion binding; monooxygenase activity; oxidoreductase activity, acting on paired donors, with incorporation or reduction of molecular oxygen
Source: RefSeq, a predicted model, not a curated record
CUCCAGGUAGCGGGUAUAAUAAAUUCUGGCCCUAGGUCAUUAUCAACGAUCUAAUGCUAAUUUUUCCCAAAGAAAACUUGUCCCUUGGGCGUACGAUCGGUUCGAAAAAUUUAUAUAGUUAAUCCCGGUUGUUUCGAGAGCUCAUUUGCCCUUCGCGAUCGGCCGUGUCAGUCAGUAGUGUUCCGAGAGUGUCCCGGUGAAUCUUCUGUCCCGUGUUUGAGAAUGUGGAUCAAAAUUCUGCAGCUCCUUCUAGGGGCGGUCGCAAUCUAUGUGCUGUACUUUCGCUGGUCCCGGCGAAAACUUUUCGCCGUGGCCGCCCGGAUGGAAGGUCCGAUGGAUUUGCCGCUGAUUGGCUGCGGGUACCUUUUUCUGGGAAAAUCUAGCCCCAGAGCUAUCGGCGAAACACUGACCAAACUAUUCACCCGCUUCCGGGCGCCAUUUGCCGCCUGGCUCGGACCGUACCUGGUUGUGGUCAUCAACAAACCGGAACACUGCAAGGCACUGCUGAACUCGAACGACAAUCUGGAGAGGGCACAUUUCUAUCGGUUUUUCGAUAUGGAAAACGCAUUGCUGGUGUGUUCAGGAGACAAAUGGCGGCCGAAGCGAAAGGCUCUCAACAUGUCCUUCACACCGGUCAUAGUGAACAAAUUCGUUCCGAUCAUCAACGAAAAAAGUCGCAAAUUGCUCGCAGCCUUGGAUGACUUUGUCGGUGGUCCGGAACGAGACAUCGUGAUGGAGCUGUGCAAGUUUACCCUGGAUAACAUAUUUUCUACAAUACUGCCGUGCCAUUUCGACAUCCGAACCAGUGCCGAGGGCCAAAAUUACCUGGUGAAGGCGCAGUCGUAUUUGCCACUGGUGACGAAAAGAUUUUUCCAUGCCCAUCAUUAUUCGGAUUUCGUGUACAAUCGCUCGAAAGAUGGGGCCAACUUCUACGAGGCUCGAAAUGUAGUCCGAUCGGUGUCUCGCAGUGUUCUACAUACGAAAGCCGCGGAUGAUAAAUUGAAUCCUACCCUGAGUGAGCCACUUCCGGCCGUUGGAACGAAUUCCAAGGCACGUGGUUUCCUGGACAUUCUUUGCUCGCUGGCCAGAGAAGGUUUGCACUCGAUGGAUGGGCAAGCGCUGUUGGAUCAUCUGGAUGAGAUCAUUUACACCGGGUUCGAAACGUCGGCCGUCAACAUUGGCCACAUGCUGCUGAUGCUGGCCAUGCACCAGGACAUUCAGGAGCGAGUCUACCAGGAAGUCAUCACCGUUUGUCCGAACCCUGAGGCCGAUGUAACGCUCGAGGACAUCAACAACCUCGUCUACACCGAAAUGGCCAUCAAGGAAACUCUCCGACUGUUUCCCGUCAUCUCCCUUUUCGGUCGAACACUUUCGGUGGAUCUGAAGAUUGAUGAUGAGUACACACUCCCGAAGGGGACUCAGGUGAUGAUAUCUCUGCAGCAGAUGCACCGGGAUCCGGAAAUUUGGGGUCCCAACAGUAACAGCUUCGAUCCGGACCAUUUCUUGCCGGACCGAGCAGCCGAGCGGCAUCCGUUUGCGUUCUUACCGUUUAGCGCAGGUCCACGCAACUGUAUCGGCUACCGGUACGCCUGGAUGUUGGUGCGCAUCGUGAUGGCCCAUCUGGUGAGGACCUAUCACUUCCGAACGAUGCUACGGAUGGACCAGCUGGAUACGUCGUUUUCGGUGCUGCACAAAAUCUCCAACGGGUGUGUGGUGUCGAUCGAGAGGAGAAAACCGUGUAGCCAACGGUAGCUCGGUCACGUUUAGGGUUUAGGGAUCACUCAUUGUACAUUCCAUGUAUGUAAAUAUUAAACAUUUAGCUCUAA